This is a messenger RNA of Penicillium malachiteum, 402 nucleotides long. RefSeq names its product DUF3602 domain-containing protein. NCBI's taxonomy places the organism in Eukaryota, Fungi, Ascomycota, Eurotiomycetes, Eurotiales, Aspergillaceae. The transcript has 3 exons. The record is from RefSeq and is a predicted model, not a curated record. Bases 1 to 402 code for a protein of 133 amino acids.
AUGAGUGGCCGAAAUAUCUCAUAUGGCCGUGGUGGCGCCGGCAAUAUCUCCCGCCAACAGACCGCGCCCACGCCCAAAGACCUUGUCACCCCGACAAUCAAGCAGGAAGUCUAUACCACUGGUCGCGGAGGAUCAGGAAAUAUGGUCCAAAAUGAUCCGGAACGACCGGAGAUCGCUCGGGAGAGUCAAGAUGUUGAGUCUCCUCCACUGCGGGCGCAGCAGAUUCCCCACCAUACAGGACGAGGAGGUGUCGCCAAUGCCUAUAUCCCUACCGCAGAAGAGGAAGAGCGAGCGCGAUUGCAGGAGGCUGAACUCAUGCGUGUGCGUACUCAGGACAAGGACCGCAUCAAAGAAAUCGAACACGAACGACAAGAACUGCGCCAUCAAUCCCCUGCCAGUUAA